CAGAGUAACGAUGUAUGCCAGGGUGUUCCUGAUUGGAGCUGUUUGUUUCUACAAUCAGGUAAAGAUACUCCUUAGUUAUGAGUUAAAUAGAUUAAAGCCUAUUUUUACAAAAACGUACAGACUUUUAUGGUAAAGGGACUUACUCUGAUAACUGACUACUUUGUAAUUGCAGGUCUUUGCAGCAGGUGAGUUCCCUGGUUUGAUGUCUUGAUACUUCUUUAAGCCCCCUAAAGCCUCUGCAAAAGUGCAACUAUCUAUCCAAAGUAUGGAAAAUACCCCUGUAUGUAUUUAUCAGUAUCAGUUGAGCAGGUAAAAGGUAAGUGGGUCAGCUUUGAUGCACCAUAACCAUUUAUUUAGAAAAAAACUUUUCUGUUUGUCUUUCUGACAGUCUUGGUAGCCCAUCACCCAGUUAAUUCAAACUAAGCUUUACUUUUUCUUUCUACAAGAAACAAAAAAAAAAAAAGAAAAAAGGCUUUUGGAAAAACUUUGAAAGCCAUUUAUGUAUUUUAUGUAUAUUUGGAGAGAUUUUUCAAUACAGUGGUGUGCUGAAAUCUAUUUUUAUUCUUGUAUUUUGGAUUUCCAUUCGGGAAUGAAUAAAGCUCUUCUUCUUCUUCUUCUCAACACACACACUUAAACAACUAAUUAAAAGCAAAAACAACAAGUAAGUGUAGUUGAAUAACCUUGUUGGUUAAUGAGGGGCUAUGUUCUUCAUAAGUGUUGGGCCAGAGUUGGCUAUAUAUAGCUCGUUUACUAAGUCCUCGGCAGGAGAAUCUAGUUAAAAAAAAUCAACUUCAAAAACACUGUAUCAAUAUAAUAAGAAUAAAGAAAAACAUAAUCAUAUGAUUUCUGUUCCAUUCAAGUGUUUAAACAUGAUACUUGCAUUGGGCUCUGUUUUAAGAGUAACUGGUUGUUGACAAAAGAACACAUAGAGAUGUCUUAUUUUGAUCUAGAUGUCUAUGUUGCUGAGCUGAUGGUGGAGAGCAGUGUCACUCUGGACGCCGAGGCUGUGCUGUCUUCUCUGAGCACAGCAAGUUUCGUCAUAGUGACUGAUAACAGGGCUACCCACGCCAUAACCCUGGGACACAACGAGCUGGUGGCAGGUAUCGUGACUGAACGUUUUCCUAUUUGGUUAUUAUCACAGAGCAUCACAUUUCAAACACAGUUAAAGGACAUGAAUCCUGAGGGGGACAAAACAGAGGCCCACAUGUAAUACACAAUGAAUGUAAGAUGAAACAAAUGCAUCAAAGCAACUGUAAGGGCCAUUCCAGCUGGUUAAUAUGUGUGUGUGCAGGACACUAAGUUGUUCACUAGGGGUCACCUCUGUGUUUUGUGUCACAUGCCUACUUCGGUAGGAACUUUCUUCAGGUAACAGGCGUUGGUAGAUGGUGGGAGCAAAAAUUGUUUUUUGACUGUAAUGCCAGCAUGCGAGGUGGGGUGAAGUCUUGUGGAUGUUGUUGUAUUUGCUGAAUCUAUGGAUUUUGGCGGACAAUACUUCUUGGACUUUUACAUGUAAUGGGGCGCUCACACCAAGCGUGAGUAGAACCAUCUACUCACUCACAUAAAUCUUGACAUGUGAAUGAAUCGUAUUUACUCGCUUCAUUUGUGUGUCAACGGUAAUCAAGUGAUAAACUAAGGUUUUUUACAAUUUACCAGGUAAUCUGACCUCCUCACUCACUUGUCUCCAGGCGACCUUCUUUUUAUUCUAGUUUCGGCAAUUUAAAGAAAAGCUAUCAUAUAAUUCGGGGCACCCACACCACAACAUGAUCAGUUUGUCCUCCAUUUUAGAUACCAGUGAACAACCAUUCGUUUGCAUACGUCACUCGGCAACCUUCGUGCUGAUUAGUUCUCGCAACAUGAAUAUCCGUUCAAGUUCAGACAUUUUCAGCUCCCACCCAAUUUGUGUCAUUUGCACCACCAGAGUAGUAGGAGCGUCUAAUCACGUCUUUGCAUUGACUUAACAUGUAAUUCAGUCGCGCGAAUGAUUUUACUUGCGCUUGGUGUGUGGAGACAGUAACACAUCGAAGACCAGAACAGUGAGUAAUAAAAAAUUCAUAAAAUCCAAGAAGACAUCGGAUUUUUUUAUUUCACAAGAGAAAAUAAAGGGGUGCGCAGCAAGCGAGUCAAACAUGUUUGUUCAAUGUAUGCAGCCCCUCAGUGGCUUUACGUUUAAGGCUUAGUCGCACAAUAUAAGAAAACUGAUUCUUUGAUGUUUACAUUCUUACCACCUAUACUAGAUAACCCUAAUUAUUAAUCAGGAUGUUAACUAAGCAGGGCCCUUGAGUUUUUGUGUGCCCUGCCUUUAAAAUAAACAAUCACUAAUGAAAAUGUAAUUUUACAAUAAUUAAUGUAAAUGAAAAUCUAUCUGGAUUUAUGUAAAUGGAAUUGGCAAUUAAGCUUUGCUUUUUAGAGUGUCUGAUCUUUGGAGAUGAAUCAACAUGCAACUGCUCCAAGGGGUACAUUUGGAGUAGAGAAGUUUGCCAGACUUACAACUGCUGCCGCGAAGCUACCUGUGCUCAAAAUGUGGCUCACAUGACCCCGCUGUGUGUGGCCAAAGUCAAAGGUAACAUUUCUUGCAAACUGAGGUCUUUAGUUUUAUUUUUUUUAUUUUCUGGGUUUGCAGAAUUUUGUAAACAAAUUUAAUAAUUGAUCAUUAAAAAUAAAAUUACCUUAAUAACGUAUUUUUUUCAUAUGGAUGAACAGCUGGUUAAUAUUAAACCUGGAAAAAACAAAACAUCUUUUGAAAAUGCUUUGGGUGAGCAUAAGGUAACAGCAAAAUGUCAGAUAAACAUAAAUGUCUUAUGUUGAUCCAGAGGAUGUCUACGUUGCUGAGCUGAUGGUGGAGAGCAAUGACACUCUGGAGGCCGAGACUGUGCUGUCAGCUUUGAAUGGAACAAGAGACCUUGUAGUGACUGAUAACAACGGAGUGACCCACACUGUAAUCCUGGUACAUUAUGAAAUGGCAGCAGGUAUUGUGCAGGAAUUUCUUUUAUGUGGUCUUCUUCACAUCAUUUAUUUUUUUAUACAGUAAAGGGUUUAUGAGCUGAAAACACAAGAACAGGAACAUGAGGAUACUGAAACCAUACAUUUAACAGGUAAACAGGAGAAUUAUACAUAAAAAUGAUACCAAAAAUACAAAGCAAGGACAACCAUACUGGGACAACCAUAAUGUGUUUUCUGAUCAUUUGAAAUAAUCUUUUUGUGUGAUAUAAAAUGAAUUUUCUUUUCACAUAGAGAAUGGUUAUUUGAAAUAGUAAUUUAUUCUUGUAUUUUAUAUGUUUAAUGUAUGUUUCUCAUAGCAUAGGCACUAAUUUUCAAGCAUUUUAGCGUCACUUACUGCAGUAUGUAUGUUGAUACACAGGAACUGAUAAAGAUGUUUCUCUUCGUCUCACAGUGGAAAAAUACACAGAAUAAUUUUUGAAAAAGGCAAAAAAGUACAAUACAGUAUAUGCAGGUGGUGGUUUCAAUCUGCAGUAAUAAAAGUCUAUAAUAUUCAAAUGAUCAUGUUAGUAGUUGCACAUAUAUGUAUAUAUACAUAUAUAGCCUGUUCUUUAACAACUUACCUGGAGAAGCUCCUUGAUGUCUUCAGCAAACUGAGCCUUAUAAACAAGCACAGCUUUAUCAAAGGUUUGGUAUAACGACAGAAAAUUACAUCAUAAUCUGCAAGCUGUUUAUUGUUCAUUUCACUAUUUUUAAUGACGCUCCCUUUUCCACACAUAUUUCCAGUAAUAAUCAGCUAUUCCCAUCACAUGGUCAUACUGUAUCUAUAAAAUUACACACCACAUACAUAUGACUUUUCUUCUCCUUCUAGAUUCUUCAUGCUUUCUUUGUGGAAAAUCCCCCAACUCUCCAUCAUCCCCCAGUCUUCUCAACUUCAUCAAUUCCAUCAGCCGUAGACGACAACUUCAGCGUCACCUACCAGUCUCCCAACGUCUUUAAGCUUCAUCAGCUGUUUGGCGACCAUUUAGCUUCAACAAACACCUCCACAACCAGGGUUUGGACUCUGUAGAGGGAUGAAGUUUGCUGCAUGCUGAGGAUGGACACCCUUGGAAUUAUCUCAUCUCUUUUUUUCCGUAGUUCCUAAAAGUUUGAAGAUGACAAAAUCCUUGCCUUGCAGGAAUGAUUAUGUAUUUAAGUAUAUUUACUGAGCAGCAACACAACUUUUGCAAAUUCUUCAGAAGUAUAUGGGACACUGUUUCCAACAUAAGGUAGUAAGACGAAAAUUACUUUGUAAAAUAUGUCCACAGAGGAAACUAGGCUAAUUUUAAAGUAGAUGUCAUAUGAAGCUAGCUUUACAUGUCUGAUGUCAACAAGAUAACGAUUGUAUGUAUGACAUGCAAUGUAGUCAUGAAUUGGUCUAAGAAAAUAUAAGACUGGAUAUUUUAAGA
Xyrichtys novacula (pearly razorfish) is the source of this 4385-nucleotide messenger RNA. NCBI's taxonomy places the organism in Eukaryota, Metazoa, Chordata, Actinopteri, Labriformes, Labridae. The record is from the annotation of a GenBank genome assembly.